This is a messenger RNA of Penicillium maclennaniae, 339 nucleotides long. RefSeq names its product Ribosomal biogenesis methyltransferase EMG1/NEP1. The coding region runs from base 1 to 339 and encodes 112 amino acids. Gene Ontology annotation, molecular function: rRNA (pseudouridine) methyltransferase activity; rRNA binding. Lineage: Eukaryota; Fungi; Ascomycota; Eurotiomycetes; Eurotiales; Aspergillaceae. Gene Ontology annotation, biological process: rRNA base methylation. The transcript has a single exon. The record is from RefSeq and is a predicted model, not a curated record. Gene Ontology annotation, cellular component: small-subunit processome; nucleolus.
AUGGUCCAAUUGCUGCACCGCCUGUCCAUUCGUUCCACCAACUUCCAAGAGAAGCUGCCCAAGGCCAUCAAGAACCCUAUCACCGAUCACCUGCCCCCGAACUGCCGCAAGGUGACUAUGAGUUUCGAGGCCCCCGUUGUCCGCACCAAGGACUACAUCGAGUCCCUGGGCCCCCGCGAGAGUAUCGCCAUCUUCGUUGGUGCCAUGGCCAAGGGUCACGAUGACUUUGCCGACUCCUUCAAGGACGAUACCAUUUCCAUCAGCAACUACAGUCUCAGUGCCAGUGUGGCUUGCAGCAAGUUCUGCCACGCCGCCGAGGAGGUGUGGGAUAUUCUGUGA